Lingula anatina is the source of this 2133-nucleotide messenger RNA. Its product is annotated as heat shock factor protein 1. Lineage: Eukaryota; Metazoa; Brachiopoda; Lingulata; Lingulida; Lingulidae. The record is from RefSeq and is a predicted model, not a curated record. Gene Ontology annotation, molecular function: DNA-binding transcription factor activity; sequence-specific DNA binding. Gene Ontology annotation, biological process: regulation of DNA-templated transcription.
UUAUUUUAUUGUUGUGCAAUCUAAAAUACUCAUAGUCAUUCCUUACAUUUACAUAAUUCCUUUAAAAGCUUAUUUAUGGGAACUACACGCGCUUUUUACACAUAUUGGCCAAUCAAUAGCUGCUUUUCUGAUUACUGCAGAUCUAUUUCUAAUUGCGCAGUUCCUGUCACUCCGUGUAUCAGUGUUGUUACUGAUCACACGAUGGAUGAGUUAUUAUUUAGGAGAGUUAACAAAAUGCCUACAAAAGAAACAGAAAACUAUUCAGCAGAAGCUGGCUCAGCUGUCCCAGCAUUUCUCUCGAAGUUGUGGACCUUGGUAGAAGAUCCGUCGACGGACGAAUUAAUCUACUGGGAUGCGAGUGGAAGGAGUUUCCAUGUGUAUGACCAGGGGAGGUUUGCCAAAGAGGUCCUACCUCUUUACUUCAAGCACAACAACAUUGCAAGUUUUAUCAGACAGUUGAACAUGUAUGGAUUCCGUAAGGUGACCAAUGUUGACCAGGGCAGCCUUAAAGUGGACAAAGAUGACAUGGAGUUUGCACACCCAUAUUUCUUGAAGGACCACGAGUACCUCUUGGACCUCAUCAAGAGAAAGGUUGGAGGUAGCACGCGAGAUGACGUGAAGGUCCGACAUGAGGACGUGUCCAAGGUUUUGAGUGACGUGAAGUCAAUUCGUGGGAAGCAAGAAAACAUGAAUUCAAAAUUGGAUGGGAUGAAGAGAGAAAACGAGGCAUUAUGGAGAGAAGUGGCCUCACUUCGACAAAAACACAUGAAGCAACAACAGAUAGUUAACAAGUUAAUUCAGUUUCUGAUGCAUCUUGUGGGAAGUCGUAAGGUUCUUGGGAAGCGGAAACUACCUCUAAUGUUGAAUGACUCCAGUCAGUUAGAGCCGAGCUGUAAAAUCAGCCGACUGUCCGCUGACGAAUCUCACACAGCAACGCCUCAGGACCCUUGUCAAGUGGACAACAAACCCCUGAUUCAUGAAGUGACCGACUUGAGUAACUUGGCUGGUAUUGCAGAACAGACAGAGUCCAUUGUCCAGUCUCCAAAGCCUACAGAUAAUAGCAAGGGUGAAAUGCCACAAUCCAGCAUGUCUAAUGCAGACAAUCCAGAUGAGGCAACAUUUAAAGAAACAGAGGAACUUAUUCAGUCUUUGAGCGAACCCCUCAACACCGAGAACUCGGCAGACAACUCACUGGACAUGGCCCUGAGCAACAGUAGCAGCAAUGUUAGCGGUGGUAGUAAUAAUAACCCCACCUUUACAAGACAAAACAGUUUAAAACUACAAAAUGACAUGACAGAUCACCUGGACACCUUGCAGACAGACCUGGAUUCUCUUAAAGACAUCCUCUCCGGAAGCUCCUACAACCUGGAUCCUGCCAUGAUACUCGGGCUCUUUAACCCGGAGAGUCCAGCUCCCAAUUUGUCACAAAUUCCGAGCAACAUUUUCAUGGAUGAAGAUGAUUCAGCAAGAGAUGGAACAAUAUUAGGUAAUGAGCUGAUAGAGUACAACCCCCCAGAGGGUCUGCCCAACCUGUUUGAUCUCGUCCCAGUGGAAGACAACGUAGACGCCAUCUUGGACCCUCUGAACAGCCCCCUGAGCCCAGCAGGAGACAAGGAUAAGGACGGACCUAGCAAGGAUUAUCUGAGUAGCAUGGAGGAGAGUCAAGGACAAGGAAACUGUGGAUUUGUCCUGUCCUGGAGACCAUGGAUUCCUCCUGUCCUGGAGAAAUACGUCCACGCUAGAAAUGACAUGACAGAUCACCUGGACACCUUGCAGACGGACCUGGAUUCUCUUAAAGACAUCCUCUCCGGAAGCUCCUACAACCUGGAUCCUGCCAUGAUACUCGGGCUCUUUAACCCGGAGAGUCCGGCUCCCAAUUUGUCACAAAUUCCGAGCAACAUUUUCAUGGAUGAAGAUGAUUCAGGAAGAGAUGGAACAAUAUUAGGUAAUGAGCUGAUAGAGUACAACCCCCCAGAGGGUCUGCCCAACCUGUUUGAUCUCGUCCCAGUGGAGGACAACGUAGACGCCAUCUUGGACCCCCUGAACAGCCCCCUGAGCCCAGCAGGAGACAAGGAUAAGGACGGACCUAGCAAGGAUUAUCUGAGUAGCAUGGAGGAGGUGGAUUAAUGACUA